GCCGAUGUGACCAAAUCCCCAUGCAAGCAAAGAACCGACCAUUCAGAUUCCUCUGGACAAUCUCAUCGUUAGCAGGUAGUACGUCUUGACGCUGGAGAGGCAAUGUGUGCUCGUAGAAGAACACUUCUGACCAGAUGAAACUGUAUGGGGAAAGACUGCAGGCGCAGAUGUUCAAGAAGGUGCCUGUGUUCCGGAUACCCGACUUGGAGGAAGCGAGGAGGCAGCGUGAUCUGGGCAUACCUACGGCUACGGUCUUUUUGCUUGAUGUGGGCAUAUGGGCCAUAUACUUGUAUCUACAGUAGAAUUUUCG
Molecule: messenger RNA, 310 nt
Organism: Guyanagaster necrorhizus
Lineage: Eukaryota; Fungi; Basidiomycota; Agaricomycetes; Agaricales; Physalacriaceae
Exons: 1
Coding region: 135-302 (55 amino acids)
Source: RefSeq, a predicted model, not a curated record